Molecule: messenger RNA, 1596 nt
Organism: Dermatophagoides pteronyssinus (European house dust mite)
Lineage: Eukaryota; Metazoa; Arthropoda; Arachnida; Sarcoptiformes; Pyroglyphidae
Source: RefSeq, a predicted model, not a curated record
ACUCAUUUUAUCAAAGCAAUUUGUAUUGGAUUUAUUUAUUAAUUUUUGUUUUCUUGGUAAAAAGAAUAAUUAUAGCUAAGAUAUGAAUGAAUCAAAUAAAAUUUUUGUAUUAAAUUCAUUAAACCAAACUACUAAACCAUUGUUUAUUUUAAACAAUAUAAAGUCAUCGAAUAAAGUUCUUUUGCCUUCUUUAUUCAAAAUACGACAUUUCUUUUUGCGAUCAAAUAAUAAAACUGAAAAUGAUUAUAAUGAAACUUAUGAAAUAUCAUUAUGGCCAUGUUUACGACAAUUUUCACCGAAUUCUAUUUCUCAUGUUGGACAAUUUUAUCCUGUUGAUGAGGGUAAUUCAAUGUAUACAAUUGAUCCAACAAACAAUCAUAUACAUCUUUUUCGUCCUGAUUCAAAUAAAAUAUUUAUCGGUUCGAUUCCUGAUAAAAUUAUUCAUUUGUAUUCACAAUCAUCUGAUUAUCUUUAUAUAUUGGACAAAAAUUAUCGACUAUAUUUCUAUCCAGCUAAUGAUGACCCAAAUUCUCAAAUAAAAAUCAUUAUGGAUGGUAUUGUAAAAUUUCGUUCAAAUGGUAAACAAUGUUUGGGUUUGGAUUGCGAAGGUGAUUUGCUUGUAUGGUAUAUGGCUUUUAGCAAAAAUCAAUCUGGAGAUAAUUCCGUCGAAUUUCUACCAUGGAAAUUUCAAUCAUUCAAUGAAAUUUUUGGUGAACAUUCAGUUGUCUUGGACUUUGAUUGCGGAAAAUCCAAUGGCAUUUUACUAUCAUGCUCAUCAGAUUAUCAUUCUCAAGCUAUUCACGUUUGGAGACGAUUAACGGAAAAUGGUGAUGUUGAUUUUCUCCAAAAAAUACUUAUCUCAGACAAGCAAUUUUUCUGGAAUGUUACUGCCGGUUUCGAUACGUUUAUAUUGAUGCGCGAAAGCAUCCUUCAUGUUUAUAAAAGUCAAUUCGAUGUAUUCAACGAUCAACCUGUGAUGAUAACCGGAGUACCAAAAAUCAAUGCUUGUUACAGCAUUCCAUCAACUGAUAUCUAUGUUUUAAUUUCGAAUUCAUCAUGGUAUAUUUAUAAUCUACAAACAGGACAAAAAAUUCGAACAUUAUUACGAUCAUUACCCGAUUUAUAUACAUUUUAUGGUCGUUAUCCAUCAUCACCACCAUCAUUUUGUAUUAUUAAUCGACAAAUUUGUUUACAAGAAAUUUUACCAUUACGAUUAUUCAAUGAUCCAUCAAGUAAUGAUUUCAAGAUUCAAAUACCAAUGGAUAGAUAUACAACACGAACAAUUUAUUUAACAAAAUCCAAAUUAAAUUGUUGGAAAAUCUAUUUCAACACCUUGUUCCAACAACAUCCGAAUUUGAAUGAAACAUCAGAUCUAUUAUUCAACAUUGGUUAUAUUGAACAUUUUUAUUAUUAUAAAUCGAUUUUUAUUAAACGAUUACCUCCGUUCAUCGAACAAGAUGAACAUAUUUGUGAAGGUAUUCGAAUACUUAACGCUAAACAUAAUAUACCAUAUACUUUUCAUUUAAAUCAAAUUUAAUUGAAUAUAUUUUCAAUAUAAACAUUGCUAUUGAAUAAUUAAAUUUUUUUUUUGUUUCA